GGCGUUUCCGUUGGCGAGCGACAUCCGUUGGCGGCGUUUCCGGGUCCCUUUGUCUUUGGCGCCGCGGCCGGGCUGGGCAGUGGGCGAGAGGGUCUCCACGUCGUCUUGGAGGGGGAAGAAGCCCCCCGGAGCCUCGCCCCGGAGAGAAGAAGAAGAGGCCUCUUGGGAAACAGGAAAGAAAGCCGUCAUACUUUUCAAAAUGGCACAGUUCAAACGCCAGAAGCAGUUGAGAGCCAGCAAUCUUCAGGGAGCCAGAUCAUUCUCAGGAUCCCAGCCAGCCUCUUUAUUGGGACCAGCACCUGGCCUAUUAAACCCUCCUAUCUCAGCAGAUAUUAUUCAGGCAACACGUCAUCUUCAGGGGGGAGAGAAGCAACGCGUUUUUACUGGUAUUGUCACCAGUCUCCAUGAUUACUUUGGAGUGGUGGAUGAUGAAGUUUUCUUCCAGUUAAGCACUGUCAAAGGCCGAAUCCCGCAGAUUGGUGAAAAGGUGUUGGUGAAAGCUGUUUAUAAUCCUAGCCAAUCAGUACCAUGGAAUGCCCUGAAGGUCCAGACAUUAUCCAAUCAGCCUCUUCUGAAGCCUCCCACCCCGCUGCUCCACGUGGCUUCGUUGGGACAGAAGCAAGGCAUCUUGGGAGCCCAGCCCCAGCUGCUGUUUCAGCCUCACCGAAUCCCUCCCCUCUUUCCCCAGAAGCCAAUGAGCCUCUUCCAGACAUCGCCAUCCCUCCAUUUGGGUCACCCUGGGAGAUACCCUGGCCGGGGUCCAAAGGGCAGGCAAGACACGGGCAGGUGGGAUGACUUUGAUUCCAAGAAGCGAAAGCAGAAAGGGAAUGAGCCGUGGGGAGUGAAAAGGCCCCGGCACGAACCACCGCAGUACCGGGUCCAGUUGGCUUGUUACAGUCUAAACAGCCCCUCCUGCGAUGCAAUGGAAAUCUUACGGCGUUACUGCACCAUCCAGUUGCCCAAGGAGUUCUAUGACGUCCGCCUCUCCUGGCUGGAUACCUUCCCGAUCACCCAGCCCCUGACCCUCCGCCAUCCCAGCCGCAUCCAGCUGGCCAGCCCAGCAGAAGAAGCCCCUCCGGCCAAAGAGAGCCCUGCUUUGGAUUCCCAGCCAGAAGACACCAACUCUUCUUUCAGUGCUAAGGUCUUGCUGUUGUCUUCUCCGGGCCUAGAAGAAUUCUACCGCCAUUGCUUGCAGUCUAUUGAUGAUCCCAGUGACCAGAGGGAGAUUCCUGAGCACCCAGCAAAGCAAAUUAAGUUCUUGCUGGGAAAGAAAGCGGACGAAACGGUGCUGAUAGGAGGGGAGUGGUCCCCUUCUCUGGAUGGCCCCGACCCAGCAGCAGACUCCAAGGUCCUCAUUCGCACGGCCAUCCGUUGCACGAAGGCUCAGACUGGUUUGGACCUGACAGGCUGCACAAAAUGGCUCCGGUUUGCUGAGUUCAGAUACUUGCGUGAAGGAAACCCAUCUCAUCAGGAGCAGACCGUGGUCUUCCUGCCGGAUGUCUGGAGCUGCAUGCCAUCUCUGGAGGAAUGGGAGGCUUCAUGCAAACAGAAAGCAGAGAAAACGCCCCCUCCUCCUGCCCCACCACAAGAAGAGGCAGCAGGGAUGGAAGAAGAAGCUGAGCAAUCUUCUGAAACAGGUCUCAAGCAGGAGAUGGAAACCAGUGAACAGGAAGUCGAGGCAGCUGAACCUGUUCCGGAGCCAGGUGUUGAGAGCGCCACCUCCCCUCCGCUAGAGCCUGCCAUCAUUGCAACCCCACAGCCAGCACUGCAGGGGGGUCAGCCCAGCUGCGCCAACCUCUCCCUUUGCACCUUGCUGGAGUACAGGAGGCAGCGGGAGAAGCUCUCCUUCGAGGUGGCCGUGGUGGCUGAGUUCUUCCAGGAGAUGCUGCAACGGGAUUUUGGCUACAAGCUCUACCGCGCGUUGGUAGCCCUGCCGGAGAAGGAGGAGCCACUGGAGGCCAAGAAUCCCGAGGCCGAGAAAACGGCAGAGUCCGAGAAGGAGGGAGAAAGCGAAGCCAGAGAAGACCCUCUGGAGAAACCCGAGUCUGAGGAAGCAGCAGAGAGCGACCAGAAGGACGCUCAGAAAGAGGAGGAGGCUGCGGAUGCUGAAAAGAAGCCGGUGGGUCAGGACGGGCCGAAUGUGGCCAAGGAGGAGAAAGUUGGCGGGAAGGCGAAAUCGGAGCCCAAGGAUUCCACCGAGGACCUCUGUGAACUGAGCCUCGAGGAUGACCUGCUGCUGCUCAGAGAAGACGAGGAGGAGGAUUUCGGUGUCAAACUGGAAGAUGCUGAAGUGAGAUCGGUCGCAUCCAAUCAGUCCGAAAUGGAGUUCUCCUCACUUCACGAUGUGUCCAGAGGGCUGGACCCAAGCGCCGUGUUACCGCUGGAUGCCCUCCUUGCCUUCGUUUAUUUUGACCUGAACGGCUGCGGUUACCUGCAUCGGAAGGAUAUAGAGAAGAUCCUUCUUACCUUGGGUCUGCACCUCUGCAAAGAACAGGUGAAGCGCAUGGUCAACCGAGUGGCGACGCAGUUCGUGUGCCGUUACCGCAGCCUCCGCUACAGCCGGCAAGAAGGGGCCGAGUCGGGCCCCAACGAGGAGCCUUUAGGGAACCUCCCGCUGCUGCCUCCUCCUCCUCCCUCUUCUGCAACUGCCGCUCCGACCAAAUCCGUCUCAGGAUCUCAGUCUGGCGACCUGGUCGUGCACAACGGCGCCGUCCUCAACGUGGGCAAACUGCUGGAGAAGGCCGAGCAGACAGAAAGCAGCCGCCUCUACCUGGAGACCAAAAUCCACACACUGGAACUCAAACUGGAAGAGACCCAGCUUCGUUUCUCCUCCUCGGAGGCCUCCAACAAGGCGCUCACCUUGGAAGUGCAAGAGCUUCAGAAGCGCCUCGCCGAGAUGGAGGAGCAGUCGAAAGGGACCGAGAGGCAAAGAAACAAUUUUCAGAGGUUGCUGCAAGAGAACAAGAAGCGUCUGGCUCCUCUGCAGCUGGAAAUCCAGAAGAUCAUUGAGAAGACCAAUACCUGCUUAGAGAAGAAGGAGCCGGCACCGACGGCAGCCUCCAGCAACUGAUGUUCCUGGGAGGAGUAGCAGCUCAGCAGGGAGGGUCUGUCUCCUGGUUUGAUAUUUGGGGCUGUGGGUUUAGCGGCCUCGGAGACCUCCAACCCUUUUCACUGCCACGUGAAAAGCCAGGGCUGGGCUUUGUGCCAAGCCGCCAAUGCCAAUGCCGCCAAUGCCGCCAUUGCCACCACCAUUGGGGAAAGGCCCACCUCCUCCCCUCAGCCUGGCUGGGAUUCACAGUUCAUAUGCCGGAGCCACCCAUUAUUAUUAUUUUUAUGUUUUCUUCAAGGAUGCCCUUUAGGUAGGAGGUUUGAUGGUUCAUUUGUGUGAGUGGAGAAGCGGCAGUUUAGGUCUUCUCCGGCCGUCUGCCACCAGAAAAGGAAACUUGAGCCUGGGCAGCCGAUGCCAAGGGCUGCGUACCCUCGGGUGCAGAGCAAACUGAGUUUCACCCUCUGCUGAAGCCCAUUAAGGAGCCAGCAGCAGAAAGAAUUGAUUACAAUGCUGUCGGCAGAUUUUUCAAGUUUGAUCAUUUUCAGUUCACCUCCUUUGCUAAUAGUUUCCUCAUCCUGGGCCUCGGCUGCCUCUCUGUGCUGCAUGGAGACUCUCCCCCCCCCCCCCUUUCAUUCAUGCUUCCCUUCUGUUUCCCCCCCCCCCCCCCACUUUUGAGUAGAAGAUGGUUCUGGAAGGCUGCAAAGGAAGUCCUCAAACUGGGCGGGAUGGCAAACCUUGGAAUCAGCAGUGUAGGUCCUGCCUGUGCUCCCUCUCUCUGUAUUCAAUGCCACAGCCCAGUUUGCAGUACGGGUGAGUCUCCACCUCCAUGCACCCGGUUGUAGCAUUUGGGCCUUUCCGGCAUCUUAAAACCACUCAUUUGCCAGAUGUAGCUUCAAUGGCUCCGCACCCCGCUGUGUGUCGUGUUAGCCUUCACAUUUCAGUGAGAUCCGUGGCCACCAGGCAUGGGCUUUGAGGGCCCUGGCUAAGGAGGCCUUGCCUUCCAUUUGGGGGAAGCGAGUCACAGUAGCUGUGGGAGGGUGGUGGUCGGUUGCCCAAGGGGUCCCUGUGGUAGUCUUUAGCAGAAUGAGCCGGUGGGGUCGUGGAAGGAAGCAGCGGCUGGCCUUGGGCCACCUUCUCGCCGGAGGGAGUGCUUGGUUGUCUCUGCCCUGGCCGCCUGCUGCUCGCCCACCUCAGGUGGUCUGUCACUUCUGGAUGUGUUGCUUUUAGUCUGUAAACGUGGUAACAACUUGUAUUUAACUGGCCAGGUUCCCUUUUAUAAAAGUCUCUCUUCCUCAGUUGGAAA
Anolis sagrei ordinatus is the source of this 4352-nucleotide messenger RNA. It is a transcript of the gene CCAR2, whose product is annotated as cell cycle and apoptosis regulator 2. NCBI's taxonomy places the organism in Eukaryota, Metazoa, Chordata, Lepidosauria, Squamata, Anolidae. The record is from RefSeq and is a predicted model, not a curated record. Gene Ontology annotation, biological process: regulation of DNA-templated transcription. Gene Ontology annotation, cellular component: nucleus.